Messenger RNA from Drosophila melanogaster (fruit fly), 619 nucleotides. RefSeq lists its product as uncharacterized. The record is from RefSeq and is marked reviewed. The coding region runs from base 85 to 498 and encodes 137 amino acids. NCBI's taxonomy places the organism in Eukaryota, Metazoa, Arthropoda, Insecta, Diptera, Drosophilidae. The transcript is spliced from 2 exons.
GUUUUUCUAAACAUUUUUCUAACGAAUUAAAGAUAAUAAAUAUACAUAAUCUCCUUGGGAUUACAUAAAGACUAACUUGGCAAAAUGGUUAAAGCAACUACCAGAGGUGCGACUUCCAAAGCAACGAAAGCUGGAUCAAAGGGAGCAACGAAGGGAACCAAGGAUAACUCCAAGCGAUAUCGUGACAAAAUCAAAAAGGAUCCGAUUAAGUAUCAGGAAUACCGAGCCAGAGAAACCGAGCGAAGUAGGAUUUAUCGCAGCAAACUGAAGGAAGUGGUUAAAAAGAACAAAAAAGUUUUAAAAACAAAGCGAGAAACCGACCGACUUAGACAGCAAAGAUAUCGGGAGAAAAAGAAGGAGGAGCUCGCCAAUCAACGAUCAUUGGAGGAAAUGCUGAAGAAGCUGGAAAAGUCACUCCCAGCCAAGAUGUCCCGAAAGAUUGAAGUGAUCAAGCUAUUGUAUAGCAAAUACGUUGAGCCUGAAGUCAAGGAAUCCUAAAUUCCUUUGAUUGUGGUAAAUUCUGAAAUCUGGAAGAGCUGUCUUUAGACAAAUAUAAAUAUCUACAAGAUUAGGUUAAGUAUACAUUUUUUUAAUUAUUAAAUGGUAUUGCCACAUAUCU